This is a messenger RNA of Paramuricea clavata, 324 nucleotides long. NCBI's taxonomy places the organism in Eukaryota, Metazoa, Cnidaria, Anthozoa, Malacalcyonacea, Plexauridae. The record is from the annotation of a GenBank genome assembly.
AUGAAAUUUACAAAAAUAAAGAACCUAAUGCAAUGUGGAAAGUUAUUAGGAGAUGUGUGCCUCGCAACGAGGUAUCACAUGAAAGAACUGGCUGACGAAUUUAACAUCUUUUAUACAUCAGUUCGGGUUAAAGCCGCAGAAGAGUCAAAGAAGAUAGUCAUUGCAAAUAAUCUUCCGUUAGUUCAACCUAACAAUCUUAUAUUAAAUAACAACACUGACGAGUUUUACUUCCGCCCUGUAUCAUCCUAUGAAAUACGUAAGAUCGUGAAUUCAUUUCCAUCAUAUAAGGCACCAGGAUGGACAAAGUCUCUGUCUCUGUUAUAA